GAGCCAUUUCCCCACAGCUCUCCUCUCCGCCUUUCAUUUCCCACUCCCAAACGCCCUGCCCUCCCCCUCUCGUAUAAAGCCAAUCCGAACUCCUCCGAGUCUUUUUUUGCAUCAAAAUAAGAAGGCAAACAAUCGUCCGUACGUUUCAGCAGACUUGUUGUCGUCAUGGAGAUCAAAAUCCCAAGAGGAGAAUCCAAUGCCAAGAAGCCCCCCACCCGGCUCCAGAAGCGCGCCCCUGCGUCCCUCCAGCUCGACCGCAGCAUCAACGCCUUCGCCUGGGAGAAGGCCUAUUCUUCUCCUACGCCAAUUCCCCUGCUGUCGCCGCUCAUUCUUUCCCCCACGCCGUUGUUCGAGGCUGAUGUGGCCCCGGUCUCGGAGGCAGAGAAGAAAGACGGCGGCGAGUGCGAGGACGAGGAGAGGACGCCGAUGCCGCCGCCCGGUGGAUGGCGUCACCCGGCUUUGCCGAUGGUGAUGGUGGAGCCCGCGUCUCUGCUUCCCAUGUUUCAGUUCCAAUGCGCUCUGGUGCGCAACGUGCAAUGACCGCAUUAUUCUGCUUCAGAUUUUUGUGUAGUUGAACUCGAUUCAUCUCCCUUGUAUUCAUGGGUGGUAUGCUGGGUAAGCAAACUCCACCGAUUCAAUGUGGCCAUCGGUUCGAUGCUAUAAAACAGAACAAAAAUAUUUUCAAAAUAAAUAGCUGUGGAAGUUUGGUGUGGACUUUCUCCUUGCGACCUGUUAAAGGAGGAUGAUAGCCAUUUUUUUUCCUUUUUUUUAUUUUA
Phoenix dactylifera (date palm) is the source of this 776-nucleotide messenger RNA. RefSeq lists its product as uncharacterized. The record is from RefSeq and is a predicted model, not a curated record. NCBI's taxonomy places the organism in Eukaryota, Viridiplantae, Streptophyta, Magnoliopsida, Arecales, Arecaceae.